[Candida] anglica is the source of this 999-nucleotide messenger RNA. The record is from the annotation of a GenBank genome assembly. Lineage: Eukaryota; Fungi; Ascomycota; Pichiomycetes; Serinales; Debaryomycetaceae.
AUGUCAGGUAUAACUUCUAAAAGUCUUAGAGUUGCUUGUGGACAACUUUGUUCUUCAUCUAAUCUUACCAAUAAUGCAAGAAUUAUUAAGAAAUUAAUCCAUAAGGCAAUUGCACAAGAUGUUGAAGUACUUUUUUUACCAGAAGCUUCUGAUUAUAUAUCAAGGGAUGCGAAACAUUCAAUGAGUCUUGCAAAUUCAGUUCAUAAUGAAUUUGUUUCAAUUAUACAAAAUGAAUUAAAAGCAUUACAUAGUAGUGAUAAAAAAGGUAUAUAUGUUUCAAUUGGGAUCCAUGAACCUUCUAAUUCCAAAUCAAAUACAUCUACUGAUUUAAAAAAAGUUCAAAAUAAUCAAAUUUGGAUUGAUAAUAAGGGAGAAAUUCUUCAUAGAUAUCAAAAAUUACAUUUAUUUGAUAUUAAUAUCACCAAUGGACCUAUUUUAAAAGAAUCUAAUUCUGUUGAACCCGGUAAUAAAAUCCUUGAUCCAUUUGUAGUUGAUGAUUCUAAAAAUAAAGAUUUUAAAGUUGGGUAUGCUAUAUGUUAUGAUAUUAGAUUUCCAGAAUUAUGUUUAAGACUUCGUAAACUUGGUGCUAACAUUAUAACAUAUCCAUCAGCCUUUACCACCAAAACAGGAGAAGUUCAUUGGCAAACAUUGGGUAAAGCAAGAGCAAUUGAUUCCCAAUGUUUUGUAGUUAUGGCAGCUCAAUGUGGUGAACAUGAUGUUUACGCAGAUUUAACUGAGGAGCAGAAAUCAAAAGAAAAUGAAUUAAACAAUGGUAAAAAGAGAAUUAGUUAUGGAAAUUCUGUUAUUUUUGAUCCUUGGGGGAAAUUAUUAGCUGAAUGUAAAACAUAUAGUGAUGAUUUAUCCGAAGAUUUAGAUUCUGAAGGUGAUUAUUAUGAACUAUGUGUAGCAGAUUUGGAUUUAGAUACUGUUAACAAAGUACGUACUGAUAUGCCUCUUUUAGAACAUAGAAGACCAGAUGUUUUUGGUUAUGAAAUUUAA